GAUCCAAACCCCUCCUUUAAUAGAGCAGGAAAUUGAGACGCAAGAAGCUUCAUGACUUGGCCAAGGUCACAGAGCAGGACCCAGGAUUGAAGGCCCGGACAUUGAAAUGAAGGUAUCUUGCAUUCCAGCAAGACAUGGCAGAAAGGCAGACCACCCUCUGAGACUUGGGCUGCCACCUAAUUCUCCUGAAGGGCAGUUCUCACCUUACCCCUUUUGCUCUUGUUUUUCCCCUCUAGCCCAUGGUGGGCGGGAGAAAGCAGCCUCGAGGCUCCCACUGGAUCAGGAGGCUGCUCCAGUCUCAGGCCCAGGUCUGGAUGUAGAGUCCUCUAACUGGAAGGCUUAGAGGCAGAGGAGUGAAGCAAACUUGGGGAGAGUUUAAGGCAAACUCGAGAUGGGUCGUCGCUCUCUGCUGCCUAACUAUGGGUCUCUCUGCCUUAGAAGAAUUGGAAGUGGAACCAAGCAAGGCAGAGUUGAAGGGCAGUGGAAUAUGGAGAGGAGUGUGCAGCCAGAGUUCUACAGGUGGGGCCCGUCUCCGUGCUCCCACUGAGCAGUCUCUCCAGAGAGACUGCCUUGGGUUGCUCUGUCUCUCCCUGGUCAUCUGGACAAGAUGAGUCUGGGGACCCGCCCGGACCCGCCCUGCCAUAGGCCGCAGCGCCACCUGGCGGCCAUAAUGCCGCGGUGCAAGAGGCGCUCUCGGCCAAGGGGGGUGGGGUGCUGCACUAGCCCAUUUGAGCUGGAUGCGUCUGGAAAGACUUCAACCGAGUUUUCCCGAGAGGGCGGGCGAGAGGACUCGGGGCGGGAGGAUGAUCCCGCGGGCACCGGGGAGGGCCUUGGGGAGGAGCCUGCCCUAGGGCAGCCGGACUUUCGUGACAAAGCAGACACAGAAAGACAAAGUCCAUUUGGAUAAGAAAUUGUACCAUAGUGAGAGGGGCCAUUUUGAUCUGGUGAAAGGAAAUAAAUGCCUUGUCUGACGCGGUCUGGAGCGGGGACACUCAGGGUCUAAGGAUGACUCUGCAGCCAUGAAGGUUGCGAUUCUCACAGCAGACUCCAAGAUUUCUGCACUUGAGCAAUGCUGGGUACUACUGGACUUGUUCUGAAACCCUUCCGCUAGAGGAUGGCCAAGGGGCUCCUUGUUACCUAUGCCCUCUGGGCUAUAGGGGGCCCUGCUGGGCUCCACCACCUGUACCUGGGAAGGGACAGCCAUGCCCUACUCUGGAUGCUUACCCUGGGUGGGGGUGGGGUGGGGUGGCUCUGGGAGUUCUGGAAGCUCCCCAGCUUUGUAGCUCAGGCCAACAGAGCCCAGGGGCUGAGGCAGAGCCCAGGAAGGGCCAUGCCCCCUUUGAGUCCCAUUCGAUUUGCUGCCCAGAUGAUAGUAGGCAUCUACUUUGGCCUUGUGGCUCUGAUUAGCCUUUCUUCUAUGGCCAACUUCUACACUGUGGCCCUUCCAUUGGCAGUUGGCUUAGGGGUCUUGCUGGUAGCUACUGUUGGCAGUCAGACCUCAGACUUUAAGAACACUCUAGGGGUGGCAUUCCUUACUUCCCCUAUCUUCUAUGGUCGCCCCAUAGCCAUCCUACCUAUCAGCUUGGCCGCCAGUAUCACAGCCCAGAAGCAUCGCCGCUACAAAGCUUCAGUGAAGUCAGAGACACUCAGUGUGCGGCUCUACCGGCUGGGCUUGGCUUACCUUGCUUUCACGGGCCCACUGGUAUACAGCACCCUCUGCAACACAGCUGCCACCAUCAGCUAUAUAGCAGAAACUAUUGGCUCCUUCUUGAGUUGGUUCAGCUUCUUCCCCCUUCUUGGCCGCUUCAUGGAAUCUGUCCUCCUUCUACCUUACCGGAUCUGGAGGCUACUGGUGGGGGAUCCUGGCUUCAGCAGCAUCUAUUUCCAAGAGUGGGAGAAACUCUAUGAGUUUGUUCACAGUUUUCAGGAUGAAAAACGUCACCUGGCUUAUCAGGUUUUGGGUCUCCCAGAGGGGGCAACAAAUGAAGAAAUACAUCAGAGUUACCAGGAGCUGGUGAAGGUCUGGCACCCUGACCACAACUUGCACCAGACAGAGGAAGCACAGAGGCACUUCCUGGAGAUCCAGGCCGCAUAUGAAGUCCUGAGUCAGCCCAGAAAACCCAAGGGAUCCUGAAGAAAGAAAUCCCCUACACAAGAGAAGAAGGUGAAGAUGGCAGCAACUGGGGCAGGAGUCUUGAGAGUCUGGUGGCUGCAAAUGGCAGUCUGGAACAUGGUACCAUGGGUACAUGGACAGCCUCCUACAUUACCAAGGACAUGCUCCCUGGGUCCUAUCCUAAGACCCUAGAGGAAUGGGCCACUGCUACUAUGCAUGUGGAAGACUAUGAGCUUUGACUUGCAUGAUGGCAUGGGACCUGGUGACUGCCAGGUCUUGCUCACAGCAGAGGGAUCCAGGUAUGACUAAGAUCGCUCAUACCUGAUGUUGAACUGGGGUAAAACUGAUGUUCUGGGGCCUAUGCUUGAGUAUCAGGCAUGUCUCUCACACCUGUUUCUUGGACUAUCACAUACAAGCAGCUCUUUGGCUUCAUGACCUUUAUAAUGUGGGACCAAAGGAAUAUCCUUAUAAUAAUCUAUACCUAGAAUCAGGUUCUGAUCUUACCAAAGAACCUGACCUGGUGGUUAACUGGGAGAUCUAAGGAGGUUUUGCUGGCUUUUAUGCCCUCUUAACUGAGACUCUGUCAUUCCUAGAAAUUUAACCUUAAUGGAAAUUCUGAUAAAACUUAGUGCUGUAGAAAAAAAGAGAAAGAAACCCCAUACUCACUGGCAAUCACUCUCCAUUCCCUCCUCUUUCCAGACUCUGGAAACAUUAACCUACUUUCUGUCUCUAUAGGUUUGACUAUCC
This is a messenger RNA of Otolemur garnettii (small-eared galago), 2860 nucleotides long. RefSeq names its product DnaJ heat shock protein family (Hsp40) member C22 (gene DNAJC22). Bases 1115 to 2134 code for a protein of 339 amino acids. Gene Ontology annotation, biological process: endocytosis. Lineage: Eukaryota; Metazoa; Chordata; Mammalia; Primates; Galagidae. Gene Ontology annotation, cellular component: early endosome; plasma membrane. The record is from RefSeq and is a predicted model, not a curated record. The transcript has 5 exons.